Messenger RNA from Ruditapes philippinarum (Manila clam), 1207 nucleotides. Its product is annotated as tRNA methyltransferase 10 homolog B-like. The transcript is spliced from 8 exons. Gene Ontology annotation, cellular component: nucleus; nucleoplasm. Bases 170 to 1096 code for a protein of 308 amino acids. The record is from RefSeq and is a predicted model, not a curated record. NCBI's taxonomy places the organism in Eukaryota, Metazoa, Mollusca, Bivalvia, Venerida, Veneridae. Gene Ontology annotation, biological process: tRNA N1-guanine methylation. Gene Ontology annotation, molecular function: tRNA binding.
CUAUAUUUAAUUAAGUUAGACGAAUUGAUUUAGGUACGAACAUAUUUAGAAAUGAGAGGACCGAAAUGUUGCGAAAAAGUAUGUAAAUACGACGAAUCGAGCUGCUGUUAGACCGGAGUGAUAAAUAGAAGAAAUUAAUUAACUAAUUAAUAAAAGCAGAGUUGAACAAAUGGCAGAAUCUGAUUCACAAAGCCUACAUGCUGACAAUGUUACGGAUGAUUGUGAAACAAGAUUUGGGGGUGCUCAGCUUGGUAAUCCACAGACAAAUUACACAGAGGAACAAAAAGAAACAUUAGAAAAUGGAAUGAAAGAGAAGAAGCCCCCUAGAUCUGAAAGAAAGAGAAGAAGGCAUGAUGAACUUUUGUUGAAAAGAAGGGAAGAUAGAAAGAGAAAAAAAACUGAACGAAAGAACAAACUGAAAGAACAGAGGAAAGAUUCUUGUGAUACUGGAGAAAGAAUAAAUUUUGGUUAUCUGAAAGAAGAGAGAAGGAAGAGAUGUAAAGAUGCAAUGAACAACGGGCAGAAAAUCUGUAUAGACUGUAGUCUUGAAGGCUUUAUGAGUAUUAAGGAAAAAGGAAAGCUUGCUAUGCAAAUCGGGAGGUUGUAUGGUUCAAACCUUAGAGCAAAUAGUCCUGCUCAUAUUUACCUUACAGGAUUGAAGAAAGGGGGAGAUCUAUACCAGGAAUGCCUCAACAAAAUGGAUGGCUUUGAAAAUUACUUGGUAGAUAUAAAAGAGGAAUCACACACAGAGCUAUUUCCAUUAUGUCAGAUUGUUUGUCUCAGUCCAGAUUCUGACAGUCUUCUCACUGACCUUGAUCCUGAAAAAGUCUAUGUCAUUGGAGGCUUGGUUGAUGAAAACAUUAAGCAAAAUAUAACAGAGAGCAGAGCAAUACAGGCUGGUAUACAAACAGCUAGACUACCUAUUGAAGAUAAUAUGGUAAAACUAGUGCAACAGUCUCAUUCCAAGGUGCUGGCUGUUAACCAAGUGUUUGACAUUUUAAUCACCUACAAUUCUACAAAAGAUUGGAAGAAAGCUUUAGCCGGAAAUGUUCCCAGAAGAAAAGGAUUUGUAAUCUCACAUGAUGAUGCCAUUUGACAACAAGACAGAUUCUUUUCGCCUGAUCUAGCUCACCUGAUCUAGCUGUUAAGACAAAGCUGUGCUUUUGAAUAUUUUCUGUUCCCAAUAAAGCAAAAAUACCCAAAAAUA